AUGAGUAAGGUACCAAAGGAGCUUCUGCUCAGGUCGUGUGCUGACCUUUUGGAGUAUAGCAAUAAGACCAAAAAGAGGAAAUUCACCGAGACAGUAGAAUUGCAGAUCGCUCUGAAGAAUUAUGACCCGCAGAAGGAUAAGAGGUUCGCCGGGACUGUACGAUUGAAGCACAUCCCCCGUCCAAAGAUGACUGUGUGUGUGCUUGGAGAUCAGGAGCACUGUGAUGAGGCUAAGAAUGCAAAUAUCCCUUGCAUGGAUGCUGAGGACCUGAAAAAGUUCGGCAAAGAGAAGAAACCUUUGAAAAAGCUAGCUAAGAGUUACCACGCUUUCCUUGGGAGCGAGUCUAUUAUUCGUCAAUUCACCAGGGUCAUAGGUCCAAUCUUGAGCAAAUACGGCAGGUUCCCUAUUGUUGUGACGCAUAAUGAGCCGUUGGCUCAAAAGAUUGACGAAGUGAAGUCCACUGUGAAGUUUCAGAUGAAAAAGGUCAUCUGCCUAAAUGUUGCUGUCGGCCACGUGAAUAUGACUGCAGCAGAGUUGGCACAAAACAUCAACUUGUCAAUCAACUUCCUGGUAUCACUUUUGAAGAAGAACUGGCAGAACGUUCGAUGUCUGUAUAUCAAGAGUACAAUGGGAAAGCCUUACAGAAUAUACUAA
Trichobilharzia regenti is the source of this 654-nucleotide messenger RNA. NCBI's taxonomy places the organism in Eukaryota, Metazoa, Platyhelminthes, Trematoda, Strigeidida, Schistosomatidae. The record is from the annotation of a GenBank genome assembly.